Messenger RNA from Python bivittatus (Burmese python), 5099 nucleotides. The record is from RefSeq and is a predicted model, not a curated record. NCBI's taxonomy places the organism in Eukaryota, Metazoa, Chordata, Lepidosauria, Squamata, Pythonidae.
AGUGUCUCACUUUGGCAGCGGACAUCGGGCUACUAGAAAAGUGUACUUACAGGCUGUAGAAGAGGCAGAGUUACUAACCGACCCCUCCUCCCAAUGUUUCUGAAUCUCUCACCAUUCUAGGCAUGGCUUCCAAAUAUGGAAAGGAGCUACAGCCGCGGCAGGGACCACAGAGAGCCUCCUUAGAUGAUUCUCAGCGUUCCCAUCUCUCUUCUUUCACCAUGAAGUUAAAAGACAAGUUCCAUUCGCCCAAAAUAAAAAGGACCCCAUCUAAGAAAGGGAAACAGCCUGAUCUAGUGGUGAAAUCGCCCGAGAAGGUAGUGAACAAGAACUUGACAAGGCUGGAAGAGAAGGAGAAGGAUGUAGUGAGCGCCCUACGCUACUUUAAGACCAUCGUGGACAAAAUGGCAAUCGAUAACAAGGUGUUGGAAAUGUUGCCCGGAUCUGCAAGUAAGGUUCUGGAAGCCAUUUUGCCCCUGGUGCAGACGGACCCACGGAUUCAGCAGAGUUCUGCCAUCACUUCCUGUUACAGCCGGUGCAAAACUGUUUCUGGGAACCUUUGUAAAAAUGCUCUUUCUGUCUCUCAGAACUUGACAAGGCUGGAAGAGAAGGAGAAGGAUGUAGUGAGCGCCCUACGCUACUUUAAGACCAUCGUGGACAAAAUGGCAAUCGAUAACAAGGUGUUGGAAAUGUUGCCCGGAUCUGCAAGUAAGGUUCUGGAAGCCAUUUUGCCCCUGGUGCAGACGGACCCACGGAUUCAGCAGAGUUCUGCCAUCACUUCCUGUUACAGCCGGGUGUAUCAGAGCCUGGGAAAUUUGAUUCGCUGGUCCGAUCAGGUGAUGCUCGAAGGAAUCAACGCUGAAGACAAGGAGGUGGUGAACACGGUCAAAGGGGUUAUCAAGGCUGUUCUGGAUGGAGUUAAGGAGCUGGUCAAGCUCACGAAUGAGAAGGAAGAACACCCCUCUCCCACAAGCCCAGUCAAGCCCAGCUUACCUGUGUGUACAGCAGACAGCCAGUUGGAGCUUCCCUUGACAGAUCGUGAGAUAGAGAUUCUCAACAAGACGGCAGGGAUAACUCCGACAGCAGAAGUGUUGGUGGAUACCACAGACGAAGAGAUUGCCCCACCGAAACCGCCCCUUCCUUGCAUUCGGGUCGCUGAAAACAGCCUCCCUCCUGCCCUGCCACCUAAGAAACGUCAGUCAGCACCAUCUCCUACACGAGUGGCUAUCGUAGCCCCCAUGAGCCGGACAACCAGUGGCUCCAGUUUACCCAUUGGAAUCAACAAACAGGAUUUUGAAAACGAUGGCUAUCCCCAGAGGAGGUUGUCGGGGGGCAGCCAGUCUUACGGAGGAGAAUCCCCCCGCCUGUCGCCGUACAGCAGCAUGGGGAAACUCAGCAAAUCUGAUGAACAACUCUCCUCAUUGGACUGUGACAGCGGGCAGUGCUCUCACAACACAAGCUGUGAAACAUUAGAUCAUUAUGAUCCUGAUUACGAGUUCUUGCAGCAGGACCUCUCAAAUGCUGACCAGAUCCCCCAGCCAGGACAUGGCGUGCUCAGCCCUUUGCCGGAGUGCCUGCGGGAAUCCGCCUCCCCGUUUCUCGGACACUCUUUCCAGCUGCCAGAGCAUUGUAUCUCCUCAACAGCUGCCCCGGCAGCUGAGAUCCCACCGGCUCUCCCGGAGAAGAAGAGGAGAGGAACAGCAGCCUCUGCUUUUGACGUUCCCAGCUGUCGGGUCCUGCUGGAGAGACAUCCUUCGCAAUAUGACAACAUUUCGGAGGAGGACUUACACAUUCCUCCGCUCUUGCCCUGGGUGUUCUCCACCCCUUUUGCGGCUGUGCUGCCCUAUCAGCCUGGGAAACCACCACCCCCUGUUGAAUUCCUCACGGAUUUUGCCAGUCCCAAUGCGGCCAGUGAAUCCGAGGAGCCCCCUCCCCUGCCCGAAAAAAAAAACAAACACAUGUUGGCCUAUAUGCAGUUUGUAGAAGAUUACUCUGAACCACAACCUUCCAUGUUUUACCAAACACCGCAGAACGAACACAUCUACCAACAGAAGAAUAAGCAUCUGAUGGAGGUGUAUGGAUUCAAUGACUCCUUUAGCAGCGCAGACUCUGGCCAGGAUCUGGCCCCACCUCCUGCCCUCCCACCAAAACAAAGGCAGCUGGAAUCUCCAGUAAUUAAGGAUGACCAUAUAAAAGAUUCUGCAUCUCUGAGUGGGACCCCAGGGAAGGAAAACCAUGAGAAUGAAAGACCACAUAAGUCACUAGAAUCUUUGGAAAACCCUCAGAUGGAGGAAGAAGUGGAUGAAUUGUCCCUAGUUAACCACAAUGAAAUCAUGUCCAGAUUGACGUUAAAGCAGGAGGGUGAUGAUGGCCCGGACGUACGUGGUGGAUCAGGAGACAUUCUUUUGGUGCACGCGACUGAGACGGCCACUGUGGAGGGGACGGUGAAAGACCUGGUGCUAUACUGUGAAGCCUUCUUGACGACGUACCGGACGUUCAUUUCCCCGGAAGAGCUCAUCAAAAAGCUUCAAUACCGAUAUGAGAAAUUCUGUCACUGUCCAGACAACAAUAAGAAACGAGUCAGCAAGAACACAUUUUUUGUCCUGGUGCGAGUGGUGGAUGAAUUGUGUUUGGUAGAGCUGACCGAAGAGAUCCUGAAGCUGCUGAUGGAGCUGGUCUUCCGUUUGGUCUGCAAUGGAGAACUUAGCCUCGCCCGGGUCUUGCGCAAAAACAUCCUUGACAAAGUUGACCAGAGGAAAAUGCUGCGUUACGCCCACUCGGUCAAGCCUUUGGCUGCUCGAUGGGUGGCAGCCAGGCCCGGCACCCUCCAUGAUUUUCACAGUCACGAGAUCUCUGAACAGCUUACUCUCCUAGAUGCGGAACUGUUUUAUAAGAUUGAGAUCCCCGAAGUUUUACUUUGGGCAAAAGAGCAGAAUGAGGAGAAGAGCCCCAACUUGACGCAGUUCACCGAGCACUUUAAUAAUAUGUCUUACUGGGUCCGUUCCAUAAUCAUGCAGCAGGAAAAGUCACAAGAUCGAGAGCGGCUGCUACUGAAAUUUAUCAAAAUCAUGAAGCACUUACGGAAACUCAACAACUUCAACUCCUACUUGGCCAUCCUCUCUGCACUGGAUUCGGCCCCCAUUCGGCGCCUCGAAUGGCAGAAACAGACCUCUGAGGGCUUGGCUGAGUAUUGUACCCUGAUUGACAGUUCAUCCUCCUUCCGGGCUUACCGAGCUGCUCUUUCUGAGGUGGAACCACCUUGUAUUCCUUACUUAGGCCUGAUCCUACAAGACCUGACCUUUGUGCACCUGGGAAACCCAGACUAUAUUGAUGGCAAAGUCAACUUUUCCAAGCGAUGGCAACAGUUCAACAUCCUGGACAACAUGAGACGCUUCCAGCAAGUCCAUUACGACAUCAGACGUAACGACGACAUCAUUUCGUUCUUCAACGACUUCAGCGACCACCUAGCCGAGGAGGCGUUGUGGGAACUAUCGCUCAAAAUCAAACCCCGAAACAUCACGCGGCGAAAAACAGACCGGGAGGAGAAGACUUAGAAGGGGGGAGCAGCGAGGCCGUGAGCAUCCAUUUGGGAACUUACACAGAGGGCAGAAUCCUAAGCCUUGGCACGCUGACCAGAUCUCCAUCACCUCCUGAGCUGGUGGUGGGAGAGUCUCCAUGUCCUCCCCUCCGAUCUUUUUCCACAGCUGUCGGGCCAUCGUACAUCAGCCUCCCAGUUUGGAAAGAGAAGGAAGGAAAAGAAACCGAACUGGUGACUUUCUGUUUUGUCCAACGCCAAGUUUUACUUGCGCGCGGGGUGGGAGAGAGAGAGGGACCCAUCCAGCGUACAUUUUUGCACACUCUUCAGAGGGACGCAAAGCAAGAUCUCUCGUGUCGUGCCAAGGUGUAACCAGCCAGGAUGGGUUUGGUCAAGGGCGUUUCCUGAUGACUACUCCAUGGAGAACCAUCUCAGAUACUUCCACUCUAUGAGAGAACCUGGAAAAGGUAGAGCCAGGGAGGCUGGGUGGGGUGGAGAUAAGCCCUGGUUCUCCACCUUCCUUGGCAGAGUUUGUGUUUACACAGCACCAUCGGAUGAAGUCGUUGAUCUAAAGCCCUUAUGAACAGGGACAACAGAAGUUGGAGGAUGGCUUUUCUGACCGUUCUUCUCUCAAUCUCUUCCAUAAACUUGGAUCGCUUCCUUCUUCAAUCCGGGACUCUGGCAUCGUCUCUGACCUCCCCACCCCACCCCAACUUCCUGAUUUCCACCAUGGAAUGGGAAACGUCUAACUUAGUGAUGGUACUAGCUUGUAACGCAGUAAAUAUGUAGAAAAACACAGCCGCCUGUACAUACGGGAAUCUAGAACUGUUCUGUUUUUGUUUUGAUGUGCAUGUUUCAAUGGCACGUGGACUUCUCCCCCCCCCCCUUUUGGCUGUUUGUCAUUUGGUUUGGGUUGGUUUUUGGGUUUUUUUGGCAAGGAAUUAUUAAAAAAAAAAAAAUGGAUAGGAAAGACACAAACAGAUCUCUACUCUGUGAAGGCAUCAGCCCAGGGUCAGAAUGGAGGUGGUUAGGUGAUCGCUGGACUUACAUCAAGCCCACCAUGGGCAGGAUUAAACCAAGAUGGUUUGGAUCUUUGGGCCCCAGAGGUGAUGGCCAAACAUAAAUUUAGCCCCCCCCCAUGAAAAUAAGAGGCAGAAUCCCCCCGAAUAUUCUAUUCCAGCACACCUUUCAGAUAUGUUGGACUACCACUCCCAGGCUGCACUGCCAGCAUUUUUAUCCUUCCUCCGCUUCCCUCAAGGUAUGUGCUGGAGAAAUUUCCAGGAUUCCCCCAUUCUCUGCUCCUUGAAAUCAGGCGCCCAAAGCUGUUUGCUUCCCAAAAGUGUUGCCUUUCCCAUGUGGGAGAGUUCAGGGUUUCUGGCAUGAAAAGAAAUAAUAGGAAGCCCAUUCCUGCUUUGAUUUUCUCCUCCUACGCAGUGGCCAAAUCUGGAAAAUCUGAGGUUUCCUUGCUUCACAAAUCCCCUAUCUCCUUCUUCAUCACCACCACCACUACCACCAUCAUCCAAUCUUCUCUCUUUUCCUUCUCCUCCAUCAUCUUCAUCCCUUCUUC